CAUACUGUUGCCUUAGAAAAAACCAAAACAACACAAUUUGGGAUUAUUUAUCGCAUGUAUAAAUCGUUUAUUGAAUUAUAUAUUUUAUUUAUAAUUAUUUACCGGUGACAAUGUCUGAUUACGACCAUGCGCGCAUAAAAAAACUAGUUUUAAAGGGAGAAAAACACAAAAAAAGCAAAAAACGCAAGAAGGAAAAGGAUGAGGCAGGAUCUUCCAAGAAGCCCAAGGUGGUGGUAGACGAGGAUGCAGUGGAGCACGGCGGCUGGUGGACAUCAAAGACUGCUGCAGAUAUCACAGGCACUGUGUCCAUCGAGUUUGGCGAUCGGUGCUACUUAAAAGCCAUGGAUAAUGGUCUUUUUACACUGGGAGCCCCGCACAACGCUGGCGACGGUCCAGAUCCAGAGGAGAUUUUUACUGCAUUCCCCAUUAACGACCGAAAGGUAGCCUUUAAAUCUGGCUAUGGGAAAUAUUUGAAAAUCGAAAAAGAUGGAAUGGUAACAGGGCGCUCCGAAGCUGUGGGUAGUAUGGAACAGUGGGAGCCAGUGUUUGAGGAAAAACGAAUGGCCCUGCUAUCCGAAACCGGACACUUUAUGUCAAUCGAUCCCGAAGACGAUGCCUGCGUGGCAUUGCGAAAGAAGGUUGGACAGUAUGAAAUUUGUAAAGUGAGGAGUAAUGGAGCCAGGGAUGUCAUCGUCGACACGGAGCCCAAGGAAGAAAAGGGGGACUUGGGCGAAGUUGAAAAGAAUUAUGUGAAAAAGUUCCAAAAGUUCCAAGACAAGAAGAUGCGUAUAAAUCAAAACGAUGUAAAAGAACUCGAAGAUGCUAAGGCUCAGGGCUCGCUGCAUGAAACACUUUUGGACAGACGCAGUAAAAUGAAGGCCGAUCGGUAUUGCAAGUAAACCGACUUGAUUUAGUGUUCAUUCAUUAAAGAUUUUACUUUAUAAAAUGUCCUGCUUUUCUGAAUAUAUAAUGUGUUAAGUUGAAGGUAAAUUUAUGUUUUGUUUAUGAUUUGCUUAGAUUAUGUCAUUAUGGGAACAUUUUUUGAAAUUUCCUUGUUUAUUUUUCUAUCAAAAGUUUUCUUUACGAAUAGAAGAAAUCUUAAUAAACACCCUUUUAUGUCUAACGUCACUGUUAACUAAUUAAAUACAUUGUAAAGUUGGAAUAUUAAAGGAUGUGUAAUAAUUUCAUUA
This is a messenger RNA of Drosophila rhopaloa, 1190 nucleotides long. RefSeq names its product protein FRG1 homolog (gene FRG1). Gene Ontology annotation, cellular component: catalytic step 2 spliceosome; nucleolus; striated muscle dense body. The transcript is spliced from 5 exons. Lineage: Eukaryota; Metazoa; Arthropoda; Insecta; Diptera; Drosophilidae. Gene Ontology annotation, molecular function: actin filament binding. Bases 111 to 899 code for a protein of 262 amino acids. The record is from RefSeq and is a predicted model, not a curated record.